AACCGGAACUAAGCCACUAAAAAGAUGAAUUUGGGAAUUAAAGCCAAAUAAGAACGCACUCUUCAUAGUUCCGAAACAGAAGAGUUUUCUACUUCCCGAGGCUAAGUAAAGACAACCAAGAUGAAUCAAUUUCCAGACGAAGUUCACAACCGGACUAUGAGGGAUUUCUUGGAACUCUACAACAAGCUCACACAUCAUUGCUUUGACGCAUGUGUCAAAAAUUUCAACUACCGAGAUUUGACUACAGAGGAGGUGCAGUGUGUGAACUGUUGCUCUGACAAGUAUAUUGGUUUCAAUCAAAGGCAUAUGCUUAUCUUUAUGGACUAUCAAAACAAAAAACAGAAAAUUGCAGCAGCAGCAGCAGCAGCGGUAGCUGAUGUGCAAGGGGGAACAACACCUAUACCAGCAGAGUCAGCUGCUGCUCAGCUUUCAAGUGCCUCAGACUUGACAUCUGUUGCAGACAAGAUGCUAAAGCAGGAUUCAGUGACAUCAACCACAACCACAGAAUAGUUAAUAUAAGUAAUUACUAGGAUUAGAAAUAAAGUGUUUAGAAAUACA
Pomacea canaliculata is the source of this 558-nucleotide messenger RNA. Its product is annotated as mitochondrial import inner membrane translocase subunit Tim9-like. Gene Ontology annotation, cellular component: mitochondrial intermembrane space chaperone complex. The transcript is spliced from 3 exons. Lineage: Eukaryota; Metazoa; Mollusca; Gastropoda; Architaenioglossa; Ampullariidae. Bases 121 to 510 code for a protein of 129 amino acids. The record is from RefSeq and is a predicted model, not a curated record.